AGAAAUCCGUAUCAAUCCAAAUACAAGCUCUCGUUUCCAAGCUCAACACGGGUCUGUUGAAGGGGAGGACCUGAAUACUCUGCCUUACGCUCACUACUGGAACAGUUUAUGGUUGGGCGGAACGAGGAUGCUUUUGUCUCCUGGCAUCAUCCCCGAAACAAGGAAAUGAGAGUGUGAUUUUUUUUUUUUUUAAGAACUGCUUUUCUUGCUGUUUGCUGCACCAGAAACACGAAUAUAUUCUUGUUUUUUUCCUCCCUUUUUUGGACUUUCAUAGGAACAUGCGCGUAUGUGCUCCAUAAGCGGACUACUGCGCACCACCUGCGUCCUGCAAGGCAGAACAAAGACAUACUGCGCGCCUUUGUUCCGUGCGUAAUCCUGUCACCUUUGCUGAUUUCUCCCCCCUCGACACAGUCAUUUGUCAGAAUUUGCUGACAGAGCAAAAGCAGGAAUCUUCCUUGUGAGAUAAGUGCGGCACGUUUCAGUGAACGUGCUUUCUGCGCGCAGAGGGCUCUUUACGCGCACGGCGAGGCGAGCGCAGGGCCAGCAUCAGGUGCUGCUGAGACAGAAAGGUUUAUAGAGUAAGACAGAAAAAAAAACCCAACAUAAAUACAACUCAAGUCCAACCAUCAACAUGACGGACGGUCCAAGACAACGAAGCAGCACAGCGGGCUCUGGCAAGGAUGCUGGCGCGGAGAAGGAGUCUGGGGGAGUUGCGCUCAAGAAGGAGAUCGGGCUUGUGAGCGCUUGCGGUAUCAUUGUCGGUAACAUUAUUGGCUCAGGUAUCUUCGUCAGUCCCAAGGGAGUGCUGGAAAACGCCAGCUCCGUGGGUUUGGCCCUAAUCGUCUGGAUCGUCACCGGCAUCAUAACUGCCAUCGGGGCGCUGUGCUACGCUGAGCUGGGUGUUACCAUUCCCAAAUCAGGAGGAGACUAUUCCUACGUCAAGGAUAUCUUCGGCGGACUGGCAGGAUUCCUGCGACUUUGGAUCGCUGUGCUGGUCAUCUACCCAACCAACCAGGCCGUGAUUGCUCUGACUUUCUCAAAUUACGUCCUCCAGCCUUUGUUUCCCACCUGCUUUCCACCGGAGAACGGUCUGAGGCUGCUGGCAGCCGUCUGUCUCUUGCUGCUAACAUGGGUGAAUUGCUCCAGCGUGAGGUGGGCCACGCGAGUACAGGACAUCUUUACCGCGGGCAAGCUGCUGGCCCUCGCCCUCAUCAUCAUCAUGGGCAUCGUGCAGAUCUGCAAAGGAGAGUACUACUGGUUGGAGCCUGCCAAUGCCUUUGAGCCCUUCCAGGAGUACGAUGUUGGCUUGAUAGCGUUGGCCUUCCUACAAGGCUCCUUUGCCUACGGAGGCUGGAACUUCCUCAACUAUGUCACAGAGGAGCUGGUGGACCCCUACGUGAACCUUCCACGCGCCAUCUUCAUCUCCAUCCCUCUUGUAACUUUCGUUUAUGUCUUUGCCAACAUCGCCUAUGUCACAGCCAUGAGCCCUCAGGAGCUGCUUGCCUCAAAUGCUGUUGCUGUGACGUUCGGUGAGAAGCUACUGGGAGUGAUGGCGUGGAUCAUGCCCAUCUCUGUGGCGCUCUCCACCUUCGGAGGAGUCAACGGUUCCCUGUUUACCUCUUCACGAUUGUUCUUUGCUGGAGCCAGAGAGGGCCACCUGCCAAGCCUGCUGGCCAUGAUCCACAUGAAACGCUGCACUCCCAUCCCUGCUCUGCUCUUCACUUGCCUCUCCACCCUGCUCAUGCUGUGCACCAGUGACAUGUACACUCUCAUCAACUACGUGGGCUUCAUCAACUACCUCUUCUACGGAGUCACUGUUGCUGGGCAGAUCGUCCUGCGAUUUAAGCAGCCCAACAUGCACCGGCCCAUCAAGAUCAGUCUCAUUUGGCCAGUCAUUUACCUCCUCUUCUGGGCCUUCCUCCUCAUCUUCUCGCUCUACUCUGAGCCUGUGGUGUGUGGCAUCGGCCUCGCCAUCAUGCUGACCGGUGUCCCCGUCUAUUUUCUGGGAGUCUACUGGGACAACAAGCCACAAUGCUUCGACAGCUUUGUUGAUAAAAUGACAUACGUGGGCCAGAGGUUUUGUAUGGUUGUUUAUCCGGGUGGAGGCAAAAGCAGCAGUGGAGAAGAAGGAGAAGAGAUGAAGGAGGUCAGGUCUCCUCUAUCAAAGGAAGAAGAAAACCACCACUAGUCAGCAGACUGCUGAAAUCCUACUCCCUAAAAAAUAUAUUUCAAUAUCUAAACACACACAUGUGCAAACACAAUCCAAAGUUUGUUUACUCAUUUACACCACGUUUUUUUUUCAUUUAAGUGUCAUAUCAAUCAAUACUUCUCUGUACCAAAUAUAAUAAAAGGUUUAAGUAUGACCUCAAGCUUUAAAAUCUGGGGUCCAUCAAAAGUGCAAUAAUGAAUUCAAUUGUACCGACACAUUUAACCUUUUACAUCAUCAUCAUCCUCAUCAUCAUCAUCAUAUUCAUCAUCAUCAUCAUCAUCAUCAUCAUCAUCGGUGGCUUCGUCCCUCUGUUUCACUCAAAUUCCACAAACUCUCACUGAAUCAGUGACUUUAAAAAAAAAUAUUUUUUAUCAAAAGACUUUUUUCUGAACUGUGAUGGCCACAGAAACACCUCUCAAGUUUUUUUGUUGAUUGUUAAUUUUUCAUCGUUUUCUGUUCAACAGACCAAAGCUGCAAUUUUGGUUGUCAAAGCAGAAAAUAAGUUCCGGAUGAUUUCAUGUUCUUAAAUGCAUCAUUUCUGUUUUGUAUUUUUAAAGUGACUUUAAUUCUGUACGUCUUGUUUUUUGUAAUAUGAUCACUGCUUUUGUAAUUUACCAUGACAUUUUAUUUGUAGUCUUAACAUAUUAAUUUUAGUUUUGUUAACGUUCUUUUUUUUUUUUCUAACAUCAAUAUCAUUUAGACUUACUUUUUACUGUUUUACUGCAGUUAAGUAUCUGCAGAUUGAGAUUCGGACUUUCCGCCGAUACAUUUCCCAGGUGAACAUUGAGCAAGUUUUAUUGAUUGCCUUAAUUAGAAUUACAAUAUCUUAUACUUUGGUGCCAUAGUAGUUUUGUUUUAAUGGAUGUGAAGAGUUCUUCAAAACUUUGGAAGUUUCUAAUUUUUACCAAAAGAGUAACAAGAGCUGACACUACACAGGUAAUUAAACUAUUUUAUGCAUGAAGAAGAAAGAAUCACUCUGGAAAUCAUGAUGCUUUUCACCACGCCUGCAUUACUAAUGUUAUAAUCCCAACACCGACACAUGUGAAUGGCUCUAUAAAAAUGCCACGUGAUUGUCUCCAAUGUCUUACCACAAGGUUAAUUUUUUUGUAUUUCACAUCUAACUAUGUCCGAUUAUUUUUUGGUGCUUUAUGUUAGGUGUACAAAUUAGCUUUAUGUGAUGAAAAAAACAUUUUUUAAUUCAUACAAUCAGUUAGAGAAUAUUUUAGUGCAAUAUUAUCACAGCCACCAGCAAAAAUUAAUCAUGCAUCCCAUAAAUGAAGUCAUUGUUUGCUGCCUUGUAAAUGGUUAUGUAUGAAUUCUGCUGCGUAUUAUAGCAACAACACUCCUGCACACACGAGGACACAUUAUGAACUCUUCAGUUUUUCUACAAGUGUCUCAGGGCAUCCCCACUGCCUUCUCCUUCCACACACUGCCUAUGACCUCCAGAUCACGAAACUCAACACAUCUGCAAGAUAAAAAAAAAUGAAUUAAAAAAUCCAACUUGAUACUUCUAAAUGUCUGCAUUGGUGCUUUUAGAUACUUGCUCCUCAGGAGUCUCAAGCUAACUAGAGGGUGAAAGGUGUUAAUUAAAUAAGAGUUUAGCCAGUGCUGAAUGGGUCGCUCUUGUUAAGCUGUAAGGUGACUUGAAGUGUCCUGGCUUUGCAUUAACAGUGAUGUGUUCUGUGCCCGGAUGGUUAUUGUGCAGUUACAGUUUGUAAAGAUGUCACAACAGUCUGUAUGUUUCUCAGUUUUUAAUAAUAAUUAAAAUGAAGACUGACUAAUUUCUAAAUCAAGGCCUCAUUCAUAGAAGAAUAUCACUAUUUUGUGAUGCAUUCAUUUCGGAAAAUGGAAAUGAACUCUGUUUAUGUUAAGUAUUUAAAAUUAGGACAUUGAGAUAAGAUUAAAAAAGAUUAAAAAUACUUUAGAUUCCACACUUGACAUUCUGCACAUAGCCUGAAAACGCUCCCACCUCAGAAGUCAAAUGCUGCAAUUCUGUCAGUUGUAAAGGUUUUAAGCUUAGAAUUUAUGUGAAGGAAGCUGUGCUGUGCUGAUUUGUUUUAUUCAUCUGCCUUUUGUGCUGCUCAGCAUUCCCACCGAGCUACAGCCUUCAUUUCUCACUUAUAUUCAUACCAAAGUAGGCCUUCAGCAUGGUGGAAUUAAGUUAUGCAUACAUUGUCUUAGUAAUACAGUAUCACAUUAAGCACAAUGUGAUCAAAAAUGUUAUAUCUAAAUGAUGUUGUGGACACCCAGGUCUCUUAAUUUAAAUUGCCUUUUAUUGCUUGCAGUCUACCUGCAAAACUAAGACGUGUCUCUCAAACUCAUGUCUAGUGUAUGUUAAAAAUGUAAAUGUACAUAUUGGUUGGUGAGUGUGUGAUGAAUAAAAACAUUCAAGUGUUA
Cololabis saira (Pacific saury) is the source of this 4606-nucleotide messenger RNA. RefSeq names its product solute carrier family 7 member 8a (gene slc7a8a). NCBI's taxonomy places the organism in Eukaryota, Metazoa, Chordata, Actinopteri, Beloniformes, Belonidae. Gene Ontology annotation, cellular component: membrane. Bases 632 to 2188 code for a protein of 518 amino acids. The record is from RefSeq and is a predicted model, not a curated record. The transcript has 11 exons. Gene Ontology annotation, molecular function: L-amino acid transmembrane transporter activity; neutral L-amino acid transmembrane transporter activity. Gene Ontology annotation, biological process: neutral amino acid transport; amino acid transmembrane transport.